AUGACCGACGUCUCAUCAGCCAGGACGCGUUCGCCGCUUUCCGAAGCCACGCAUCGCAUCAACGCGUCCUACGGACCCUCAGGCCAGGAUCCCAAGGCUAGAUAUGUCGAGGCCAACACCCAGGCAUACAACUACAAUUAUAGCGUAGCCUCUCAACCCGAUAUCCGUGUCACAGCGCCUCUGGCCUCGAACCCGCCGGCCGUCAUGAGGACACCCAAAGAAUCGGAUGACUCUAAGCGCCUCUCCCAGGCAUCGUGUGACUCGACGUCGAGUGGAAGGAGCAAGAAGAACUACAAGACGCACAUCGGGCCAUGGCAGCUUGGAAAGACGCUGGGAAAAGGCUCGUCCGCCCGCGUCCGCCUCUGCCGCCACAACAUCACAAACCAGCUCGCCGCCGUCAAGAUUGUCAACAGGCGAAUGGCCUACCUCGUACAGGACAGCAGUAUGGCUGCCCUCAGCAAGUGGGACAGCAGCCUACCGGAGCAGGCAGACGGGGAGAUGCGUGUGCCCAUGGCCAUCGAGCGAGAAGUGGCCAUCCUCAAGCUCAUUGAGCAUCCUCACAUCAUGAAGCUCUACGAUAUUUGGGAGAACCGAUCAGAGAUGCCCAACGAUCAGAAGGCUUUCUACUGGCUUCUGUUCAACUACCGUAAUAAGCAGCUCGAGGACUUCAAGCCUGAGCUAUCUCCCUCAAUGAGCGACUACCAUCACCUGAAGCCGGCUUCGUGGAAGAAGCGCGUAUCGACGCGCAAAUUCUCACAGCCGCGUUCUGGUGGCCACGGCCGCUCUGUGUCACGCUUCACCGUCAUCUCCAAUGCUGCGGAGAACGAGACUGAAGGCGCGCAAGGGUACGACCCAUACAGGGAGAGUCGGGCACAGCAGCCUGACGACUCUCAGAACGGCCACACCAAGGUGACAGUCCACCGUGACCAAGCCGGCUCUCAAAGCACGCGCAGGCGCAGCAACUCCAACCCUCGGCGGGGACGUUCUACGUCGGUGUCAUCAAACACCGGCCGCUCGCCGUCAAGAGGGUCGAUGAUGUCUCUUCGGAGCAACCGGCACGGAACACCUCGCGCCCGCCCAAGCCUGCGACACAAGAGGGGCGUGGACUUUUCUCACGUGCGCAAGAAGUCUGGCGGCUCUUCCACUCCGGCUCGCCAAGGGUCGACGAGGCGGUCCCCGUCGCAGCUCCUGGUGAAUCAGGCGGCCCGAGAAGAGAUCUCGCGUUCCGAGUCGCCGGAACCACAGCGGCAAGCCAACGGCAACUACCCCAAGGCCAAGGGGGCACCGGCCCGGGUGGUGAACAAGGACUCGAGCACCCUGUUCAUGGAGGAGCUGCGGCACUUCAGCAGCAACAUCGCCAAGGACUGUGACGAAGCCUUUGGCAGCUCCCUGAUCGAAGACGACUCCGUGGGCGGCGGCAGGCAACGUGGGGAGUCACCGCUCGCGUUCAACCUCGGGGCCAGCUCCGGGCCCGCACCCAAGGCGGCUGCGCCGACGCCCAAGCCCUGGGACCUGCGGCCGCUGCCGGGCCUGCCAUCAGACCGCACGCUGUACAGCCCAUCAGUCGACGCGAUGGAGGAUGUGGCGUAUGACAUGGACGACGACCACGUCCCCGUCGAGCAGGUUGCCCGCCUGGCGGUGACGGUAUCGGUCGGCGACCGGCGGGUCGUGUCGGCACCGGUGCCGACGCAGAGCCGCAGGAGGCUCGCGGGCCUGCCGUCGAUCACCGAGGAUAAGGCUGUCAACGUGGUGAGCAACGGCGACAAGGCGCGCAUCGUGUCGGCGCCGCCCAACACGCCACCCAAGAACAAGGACGACGGCCAGGCCGAGGGCAUGGAGUACCUGACACGGGUGGAGAACUCUAUCCGCGUGGUCGAGUCUCCCUCGGCAGCGGCUGCUAGCCGGUCGCUGAUGCCCAAGCUCAACAACCUUCGCAAGAAGCCGUCUUCGGCCUUGGCCAACGGCGAAGGACCGAUCAGCCGACAGACGUCGACGUCGGAGCACGAGUACGGAGGCAGCUACAAGGGUAGCUCCAACGACUCGCAGAACAGCACGAUGAAGCGCAAGGCCUGGUUCAAGCGCAUCUCCAAGGCGACGGUGGACAGCCAGGGCUCCCACGACCAGACGACACUGGUCGGGUCAGAGGGCGAAGGGGAAGCCGAGGAGGGCGGCGAAGCAGCACACCACGGCGACGGCGGCGGCAGCAGCAGCAGCAGCGGCGGCGAGGGCACCCACAGCUCGGAGACGACGGCGCCCAGGAAGAAGGCCUUCAACUUUCCAUUCUUCAAGGGCAAGAACCUCGCAUCGUCCGACGGCAAGUUCACGUCCCUCGGUGCCGGAGGGGGGGGCAAGACGGCCGGCAAGCCGGCGUGGGCUGGUGGCGAGCAGCCGCAGAAGCCUGGCAGCAGCAGCCUCGAGAUGAGGAAGAUGCUGUACCGCAAGAAGACGUCGUCGUCGGCGUCGGGGACGAGGCCAGGGAACGAGCUGAGUGCCAGCGACAGCAGCCGUAACAUUGAGGUGAAGCAGAGCUGGCUGGCUCGUCUGUUCCGGGUCAAGCCGGCAACGGAGCAUCUGUGCAUGACGAUGUCGCGGAAGAAGGCAAGGAAGCAGGUGGCCAAGCUGCUUCGUGAGGGGAGACGGUACGGCAUCAGGGAUGUGCAGGUCGACAAGGAUCGGAAUAUCGUGUUUGCUCGGGUCGGAGCACCGAACUACCUCAACCUGAAGGAAGUAUCAUUUGCAGCGGAAAUCAUGACAGUCAUCGAGCACGGAAAGAAGCAGCCUCUCAGCAUCGUGAGGUUCACACAGGAGCGCGGCGCGGCGAGCAGCUUCCAUAGCGUGGUGGCUACGAUGAGGUUGGUGUUUGACAGUCGGGGUGUUCUUGUGAAUGACAGGAACAAGGAGAAGAUGAUGAUGAAGACUCUGAACUCGUAA
Geosmithia morbida is the source of this 2931-nucleotide messenger RNA. Its product is annotated as Protein tyrosine kinase. The coding region runs from base 1 to 2931 and encodes 976 amino acids. Gene Ontology annotation, molecular function: protein serine/threonine kinase activity; ATP binding. The record is from RefSeq and is a predicted model, not a curated record. The transcript has 3 exons. NCBI's taxonomy places the organism in Eukaryota, Fungi, Ascomycota, Sordariomycetes, Hypocreales, Bionectriaceae. Gene Ontology annotation, biological process: intracellular signal transduction; protein phosphorylation. Gene Ontology annotation, cellular component: cytoplasm.